Molecule: messenger RNA, 1366 nt
Organism: Pseudomyrmex gracilis
Lineage: Eukaryota; Metazoa; Arthropoda; Insecta; Hymenoptera; Formicidae
Gene: Kdsr
Product: 3-ketodihydrosphingosine reductase
Exons: 4
Coding region: 77-1078 (333 amino acids)
Biological process (GO): sphingolipid biosynthetic process
Cellular component (GO): endoplasmic reticulum membrane
Molecular function (GO): 3-dehydrosphinganine reductase activity
Source: RefSeq, a predicted model, not a curated record
GAGUUCGGUAGUGUUUGUUAGAAGCUCGGAGGUGUUGCGUCUCUUUUGUCACAAAAAGAGACACAACAAACGAAUCAUGGGGAUUUGGCUUGGAGUGGCAAUUGUCAUUUUUGUUUUGACAAUUGUUUUUGCAAUAAUUAUUCAACUUUACUGGAGCAAGCGAUUAAAAACUGUUAAAAACAAGCAUGUUGUGGUAACCGGUGGCUCGAGCGGUAUUGGAAAAUGCGUAGCGAUUACUGCCGCAAAGCACGGAGCAAAUGUUACAAUAAUCGCGAGAGACGUACAAAAGUUGGAAGCAGCUAAAAAUGAAAUACUGCACGCUUGUGAGGAUAAAGAUGCGCAAAAAGUGGAAUACGUGUCGUUAGACCUCGGUGCGAGCUACAAGAAUGUCGAGAAAGCAAUAACCGAUCUCGAGAGAACCAUGGGACCAAUUUACAUGCUUGUCAAUUGCGCGGGAACCGCAGUUGCUGCAAAAAUAGAGGACACCUCUGCGGACGACUUAAAUAAAAUGAUACAAAUAAACUUUUUGGGUACUUAUUACUGCAUCAAGGCUGUGGCGCAGAGAAUGAAAGCCUCCAAAGAAGGAAUAAUUGUACUUACAUCAUCUCAGGCUGCUCUUCUGGGUAUUUUCGGCUACUCCGCUUAUUGCAGUACGAAAUUCGCUCUCCGUGGUUUGGCGGAGAGCAUAGCAAUGGAAUUGCGACCUUACAACAUUUCUGUAACUCUAAGUCUGCCUCCGGAUACAGACACGCCUGGUUACGCUAUUGAGGAACGAUCAAAACCGCUAGAGACCAAACUCAUUUCGCAAACGGCAACGUUGGCCAGGCCCGAGGAUGUUGCCGAAAAACUCUUCCGAGACGCGCUGGCGGGUAUAUUUUUCUCCACCAUCGGUAUGGAAGGUUUCAUUCUGACUACGCUGUGCGCGGGGAUGUCACCGAUCACGUCUAUCAGUCAGCUGUUCCUGGAAGCGUUACUGAUGGGCUUCUUGCGGAUCGUCGGCGCGUUCUAUCUCUUCUCCUUCCAGAAGAUUAUCUUGUGUUGCAAAAAGACGCGCGAUCAAAUUAAAAAGUUCGAGUAAGAUCUCGAAACCUCACUGUGAUUCCCGAGACGGGAGAUCGAAGAGUCGAUAUCAUUCCAAAGCAAUUAGAUAUACGUCACAAUCUUUUCUAUAUAAUAAUAAUAAUAAUAAUAAUAAUAUCUUCUGUAAUAUUGAUGUUCGCGCACAAUGUACUAUACACAGGUAUGUGUUACAUUUUAUCGUAUAAUAACUUUAUUAUUUUUUGAGAUUUGCUGUCUUUUUCGACGAUUAUUUUUUAAAUAAUGCGUAAGAGAGGAGGAGAAAGUAAUAAAACUCACGCGUUCUUAA